ACUUAUUGCCUCCUCUCAUUUUCUCACUCACCCGCCGCUAUCUCCUCCCGAGAGCUCCACUGCCGCUGGCCCUCUAGGUCUCCAGACAGCUCCACAGCCGCUUCUUCUUCUUCUUCUUCUUUCAUCUCCGCCCUAUUCUCUCUGGACUUCGUCAUCUCUCUGUCAGAUUCGGCGAUGAGAAAGUCUUGUUCUUCUCAUUUCUUCGUCAGAUCGGCCUUCGUGAAGUCUUCUUCUUCUUCUUCUUCUUCUCCUUCUCCGUCGAAUUCGGGCUUCGGGAAGUGAGAUUCUCAGCUCCGUUUCAGGGAUGAUUUCCUGUCUAAGGGAUUUAAACUGGUGUUGUAAAUAGAGCAAUGUCCAUGGGGCUUCUUCUGGCUUCUUGACUAAUUGCAAAACCCAGUCAUGGAGUUUCUCAAGUCACUUGUGAUAUGGAAGAAAUUGAGUUCCUUAUAAAUACUAAUAUCGAACAUAUAAAGAAGAGAAUACUCUUGACUUAUACGUAUAUGAUAAUGAUGGCCUACUUGUUUUUCUAGAAAUUAUACCGAGAGCUUUGCGAGCAGAGUUGCAUAAAAGACGUUUUUUUUUUUUUUUUUCCUUCAACAUGGAGAUGUCGGUGCCUAGUUGUUCUGCUCCAAGUUUUUGGUCUUAAUUGCCCUACUCCUUAUAUAAGGAGCGCAUCACCUAACUCCAGCACCACCCCCACCGAAUGUAUAUAUGGGAGGCAUAGUUCCAUGCACUCUACUAGGCUGCCUUUUUCACAGAAGGUUGACACAUAUAUCAAAUGCUUCACAAUAUGCUUCGCCAAAUCAUCACGUCAUUUUAUCAUUCAAAGCAUGUAAUUUCAUCCACCUCUUUCAGUCCAUUAAUCCUCCAACGUUCCCUCACUUCAUCGCUCCUGCCAAAUCCAACAUCUUUACAAACUCUAUGCUCCAACCGUCGACUGAGAGAAGCCUUGUUGAAAAUGGCCAUUCAAGGCCAUGAAAGUAAGUUAGAUAGCUAUAAUGCGCUCUUGAAUGAGUGUGUGAGCCAAGGGACUGUUAAAGAAGGCCAAACUGUCCAUGCUCACAUGAUCAAAACAUGUUAUUUUCCAUCGCUAGUGUAUUUAAGCACUAGGCUGAUCGUCUUGUAUGCGAAAUGUGAUUGUCUGGAUGAUGCACGUAAGGUGCUCGAUGAAAUGACUCUAAGAAAUGUGGUGUCGUGGACGGCCAUGAUUUCCGUUUAUUCGCAAAAGGGUUAUGCUUCUGAAGCCUUGAACCUUUUUGUUCAGAUGUUAAGAUCAGGUACAGAGCCUAAUGAGUUCACUUUUGCAACAGUACUUACUUCAUGUACCUGUUCUUCAGGAUUAGAGUUAGGAAGACAAAUCCAUUCGUUUGUUUUGAAGACAAGUUUUGAAUCCCAUAUGUUUGUUGGGAGCUCACUACUUGACAUGUAUGCGAAAGCUGGUAGGAUUCAUGAUGCUCGACAGGUUUUCACUUGCUUGCCAGAAAGGGAUGUUGUUUCAUGUACUGCUAUAAUCUCAGGAUAUGCCCAGCUUGGCUUUGACGAAGAGGCGUUGGAACUAUUCCGUCAGUUACUAAGGGAGGGAAUGGUCCCAAACCAUGUUACUUAUGCUAGUCUAUUAACGGCAUUAUCUGGGCUUGCUGCAUUAGAUCUUGGAAGGCAAGUUCACAGCCAUGUCCUUCGGUCCAAGGUGCCCACAUUCAUUGUUCUGCAGAAUUCUUUGAUUGAUAUGUAUUCAAAAUGUGGAAACCUUGCUUACUCGAGGAGGGUCUUUGAUAGUAUGACUGAGAGAAGUGUCAUCUCUUGGAAUGCCAUGCUUGUAGGAUAUAGUAAACAUGGAAUGGGAAGAGAGGUAGUUGAGCUUUUCGAUUUAAUGAGAAAAGAAAACAAAGAGAAGCCUGUUUCGGUCACUUUUUUGGCAGUUUUAUCUGGCUGCAGCCACGGAGGUAUGGAAGAUAAAGGGCUGGAGAUUUUCUAUGAGAUGAAAAAGGGGACGUAUGGAGCUGAGCCAGAGAUGGUGCAUUAUGCAUGUGUUGUUGAUCUGCUUGGUCGUGCCAGUCGAAUAAAUGAGGCUUUUGAGUUCAUCAAUAAAAUGCCCUUCGUGCCAACUCCUGCCAUUUGGGGUUCUCUUUUAGGUGCUUGUAGGGUUCAUUCCAAUUUCGAAAUCGGUGAAUUUGCUGGUCGUCAACUCCUAGAAAUCGAGCCUGAAAAUGCUGGGAACUAUGUUGUUCUUUCUAAUCUGUAUGCUUCUGCAGGGAGAUGGGAAGAUAUGAGAACCAUAAGGGAAUUGAUGAAGGAGAAGGUUGUUAUAAAAGAACCAGGAAGAAGUUGGAUUGAGAUUGAUCAAAUUCUUCAUACUUUUCAUGCAAGUGAGCGCUCCCAUCCAAGAAGAGAAGAGGCAAAAACAAAGCUAAUGGAAUUAUCCACGAAGUUCAAGGAAGCUGGUUAUGUUCCGAACUUGAGUUGUGUUUUAUUUGACGUGGAUGAGGAACAAAAGGAGAAGAUUCUCCUGAACCACAGUGAGAAACUUGCUUUGGCCUUUGGUCUGAUUGCUACUUCCGAAGGUUCACCUAUCCGUGUAAUAAAAAACCUCCGAAUUUGCGUUGAUUGUCACAAUUUCGCCAAGAUUUUCUCAAAGAUUUAUGGAAGGGAAGUGUCUCUUAGAGAUAAAACGCGGUUCCAUCGUAUUGUGGGAGGUAUCUGUUCUUGUGGAGACUACUGGUGAGCUUUGAGGAAUAUGUUGGUUUCAGCUAAACUUUCUAGCCGGUUUUGGAAAUAUGAAGAACAGAAGCCACAUGAAAAGAAUGGUUGAAAAUAGGGAUCCAUAAAAGAAAUCCCGAUCAACGCAAUGGGAUUCAAUCGGGUUCUCCCGCAUUGGUGGGCCAUCCAACCCGGUCGGGUUGAAUAAGGGUGCUCUAUUUAGAACACAGGAAAUCUGAGGAACCCUAUGUUAAGUAUGGACUGAAACUUUGUGGGUUGCGUCUAACAGUAAAAAAGAUGUGGGACGUGUGAGGCACAAGAAGAACACAUAAAGAUUGUGAGAAGUAAAAGAAGCCCCCUUUCGGGUUCUCUAGGUUUUGUGGAAAUGAUCUUUCAACUAGGGAGUUAUAGACAUUGAUUAUUCUUUUGAAUUGUUUUUAGGAAAAUGGAAGCGGAAGAAUAUAGUAGAUUGUAAACUUUGAUUACUAACAUGAUUUGGCGGCAAAAAUAAUAUGCUUAUUCUUAUGUUACAGGUACUACUGUAAACAGACAUGCAUGGAUCUAUGUAAA
Messenger RNA from Morus notabilis, 3267 nucleotides. Its product is annotated as putative pentatricopeptide repeat-containing protein At3g13770, mitochondrial. Gene Ontology annotation, biological process: RNA modification. Gene Ontology annotation, molecular function: zinc ion binding; protein binding; RNA binding. NCBI's taxonomy places the organism in Eukaryota, Viridiplantae, Streptophyta, Magnoliopsida, Rosales, Moraceae. The transcript is spliced from 6 exons. Bases 779 to 2722 code for a protein of 647 amino acids. The record is from RefSeq and is a predicted model, not a curated record.